Danio aesculapii is the source of this 3631-nucleotide messenger RNA. RefSeq names its product solute carrier family 4 member 4a (gene slc4a4a). Gene Ontology annotation, biological process: transmembrane transport; monoatomic anion transport; regulation of intracellular pH. Bases 286 to 3507 code for a protein of 1073 amino acids. The record is from RefSeq and is a predicted model, not a curated record. Gene Ontology annotation, molecular function: solute:inorganic anion antiporter activity; monoatomic anion transmembrane transporter activity; sodium:bicarbonate symporter activity. Lineage: Eukaryota; Metazoa; Chordata; Actinopteri; Cypriniformes; Danionidae. Gene Ontology annotation, cellular component: plasma membrane; basolateral plasma membrane. The transcript is spliced from 26 exons.
CAGUUGUUCUGCUGCUUCAGCAGACGCGCGUAAUCUCUGUCACACGCGGCGCGGAGCACUUUUAGAAAGCACAGGGGGUAUUUAAUUUACUUUUCUUGGUCUUUUUUCACUUGAUGUUAGAAAGAGUCAAAUAGGUUACUUAUUUCAUCCCAAUGAGUAUUUAAAGCAGUGUUGUCAGCAGUAAAUGAACAGCUGAAUCGUUUGGCGUUGCAGUGGCUCCAUUGAUCGCGCUGGACUGAAACACCAAACCACUGGAAUAAAUUAUAAGCGAUUCAACUUCCCAAAAUGAGCGCCGGCAAGAGGAUGGAGGAUGAGGCUGUGCUGGACCGAGGGGCAUCGCUGCUCAAACCCUUGUGUGAUCAGGAGGAGGUUGAAGGUCAUCACACCAUAUACAUUGGUGUGCAUGUGCCAAAGAGCUACCGGCGACGGAGACGUCAUCGCCGACGCACCAGUCACAAGGACAGAAAGGAGAAAGUGACCGAGAACACUUCGGACAGGUCGGAUGCAGAGAACAAUGAGGAGGCCAGCAACAGCAUCCUUAAACCACUCAUUUCACCUGCUGCCGAGCGCAUCCGAUUCAUCCUGGGAGAGGACGAUGACAGUCCUGCGCCUCCUCAACUCUUUACGGAGCUGGACGAGCUGCUGUCAGUGGACGGACAGGAGAUGGAGUGGAAGGAAACCGCCAGGUGGAUCAAGUUCGAAGAGAAGGUGGAAAAAGGUGGAGAAAGAUGGAGUAAACCACACGUGGCCACUCUGUCUUUACACAGUCUCUUUGAGCUUAGGACGUGUAUAGAGAAGGGUACCAUCAUGCUGGAUCUAGAAGCCUCCACUCUGCCAGGGGUCGUUGAAAUGAUCACUGACAGUCAGAUUGAGAGCGGCCUCUUGAAAGCUGACCUGAAAGAAAAGGUCAUGUACACCUUGCUGAGGAAGCAUCGCCACCAGACCAAGAAGUCCAAUCUUCGGUCCUUAGCUGACAUUGGCAAAACGGUCUCCAGUGCAAGCAGCCCAACCACUGCACACCGCAACCUGACAUCAAGCAGCCUGAACGAUAUCUCAGACAAGCCAGAGAAAGACCAGCUCAAGAACAAGUUUAUGAAGAAGCUGCCCAGAGAUGCUGAAGCCUCCAAUGUUCUGGUUGGAGAAGUGGACUUUCUAGACAGUCCGUUUGUGGCCUUUGUGAGACUUCAGCAGGCUGUGAUGUUGGGGGCGCUGACUGAAGUGCCUGUGCCCACCAGAUUUCUGUUCAUUCUUCUUGGACCCAAGGGCAAAGCCAAGUCAUACCAUGAAAUCGGUAGAGCAAUUGCCACCCUGAUGUCAGAUGAGGUCUUCCAUGAAAUUGCGUAUAAAGCCAAGGACAGACAAGAUCUCCUCGCUGGCAUUGAUGAGUUCUUGGAUGAGGUCAUCGUCCUCCCUCCCGGAGAAUGGGACCCUGCCAUCAGGAUAGAGCCUCCAAAAUCCCUGCCAUCCUCAGAUAAGAGAAAGAACAUGUAUGCUGGAGGGGACAGCACACAGAUGAAUGGAGACACUCCUCACAGUGGUGGGCAUGGCGGCGGGGGACACGCAGUGGGCGAUGAGCUGAAGAAGACGGGGAAGUUUUGUGGAGGCCUUAUUCUUGACGUCAAAAGAAAAGCCCCUUUUUUCUUCAGCGAUUUCUAUGACUCGCUACACAUCCAGUCUUUGUCUGCCAUUCUUUUCAUCUAUUUGGGAACAGUAACCAAUGCCAUCACGUUUGGAGGACUGCUGGGCGAUGCCACAGAAAACAUGCAGGGUGUGCUGGAGAGUUUUCUGGGUACAGCGGUGACUGGUGCAGUCUUCUGUCUCCUGGGCGGACAACCACUGAUCAUCCUCAGCAGUACAGGGCCAGUGCUGGUGUUUGAAAGGCUGCUCUUCAACUUCAGCAGGGAGAAUGACUUUGACUAUCUAGAGUUUCGACUUUGGAUUGGUUUGUGGUCAGCCUUCUUUUGCCUAGUUCUGGUGGCCACUGAUGCCAGCUUUCUGGUGCAGUAUUUCACCCGAUUUACAGAAGAAGGCUUUUCCUCGCUGAUCAGCUUCAUCUUCAUCUAUGACGCUUUCAAGAAGAUGCUGAAGUUGGCCCAUUAUUACCCCAUCAACUCAGACUUCAAAAUCGACUAUGUCACGCAGUAUGACUGCAUGUGCAUGGCGCCCACUGAUGCCAAUUCUUCAGAUGUGUACACUGAUCCACUUGAUUCAACAUUUGUCUGGACUGUAAAUUAUACGACAGACCCACGCAUGAAUGCCACCUGGUCCUCCUUGUCAAAGAAGGAAUGCCUGAAAUAUGGAGGAGAGCUGGUGGGCAAAGCCUGCGAAUUUGUGCCCGACAUCACCCUCAUGUCCUUUAUCCUUUUCUUUGGCACCUAUACCUGCUCCAUGUGUCUGAAGAAAUUCAAGACCAGCCCGUUCUUCCCUACUACUGUAAGGAAGCUCAUAAGUGACUUUGCUAUUAUCCUGGCCAUUUUGAUCUUCUGCGGUGUCGAUGCUCUGGUUGGGGUUGAAACGCCAAAGCUCAUAGUGCCAAGUGAAUUUAAGCCAACAAGCCCAAACCGUGGCUGGUUUGUGCCACCGUUCGGAGGUAACCCCUGGUGGGUGUACCUGGCAGCGUCUGUGCCAGCUCUGCUGGUCACCAUCCUGCUCUUCAUGGAUCAGCAGAUCACCGCUGUCAUUGUCAAUCGCAAGGAGCACAAGCUUAAGAAAGGUGCAGGUUAUCAUCUGGACCUUUUCUGGGUGGCUGUUCUGUUAGCGGUGUGCUCUUUUAUGGGUCUGCCAUGGUAUGUGGCUGCUACAGUUAUUUCCAUCGCCCACAUUGACAGCUUGAAGAUGGAGACAGAGACCUCUGCCCCAGGAGAACAGCCCAAAUUCUUAGGUGUCAGGGAACAAAGAGUCACUGGUGUCAUGGUCUUCAUUCUCACUGGUAUUUCUGUCUUCAUGUCUCCAGUCCUUAAGUUCAUACCUAUGCCAGUGCUGUACGGAGUCUUCCUCUACAUGGGUGUUGCAUCACUCAAUGGUGUGCAGUUUAUGGACCGUCUCAAACUGCUCCUGAUGCCUGCCAAACACCAGCCAGACCUGAUCUACCUGCGGCACGUCCCACUGAGGAAGGUCCAUCUCUUCACUUUUGUCCAGUUGCUCUGUCUGGCUCUUCUUUGGGUCCUGAAGUCCACCGUGGCGGCCAUCAUCUUUCCUGUUAUGAUCUUGGCUCUGGUAGCUGUGAGGAAGGCACUGGACUAUAUUUUCUCUCAGCAUGACCUUAGCUUCCUGGAUGAUGUCAUACCCGAGAAGGACAAGAAAAAGAAGGAAGAUGAGAAGAAAAAGAAAAAGAAGAAACAAGGGAGCAUAGACAGCGACAUGGAAGAUUCUGACUAUCCUUACAAUGAGAAUGUCCCCAGCAUUAAAAUCCCAAUGGACAUGAUGGAGCAGGAGCCUUUUUUAGGAGAUAAGGCCUCUGACAGAGAAAAGUCCGCUUCAAUCCUGGACCGAUAUUCAUCAUGCUGAAAAGCGCCACUACUUUCAGUCCAGUCCAAUGUCAAGUUCAGAGAGACUGCCAUUAAAUGUGCCUCAGAUUAAAAUAGAAAUGGACCCAGAUGACAACAAUGGCUUAUUCUGGAGGAGUCGAGGG